This is a messenger RNA of Pezoporus flaviventris, 1647 nucleotides long. It is a transcript of the gene TMEM52, whose product is annotated as transmembrane protein 52. The transcript is spliced from 3 exons. Bases 831 to 1394 code for a protein of 187 amino acids. NCBI's taxonomy places the organism in Eukaryota, Metazoa, Chordata, Aves, Psittaciformes, Psittacidae. The record is from RefSeq and is a predicted model, not a curated record.
UCACCAAACUGUCCCCUUCGCGUUGGAGUGCCAGAUUAGAGCUGACUGACCGCCGUCCCUCACUGCCGCUUUUUCUCUAAGAUUGUCAACAGUUUACAAAUCUGGCUUGGCUGCCCUUGCUCUGUACCUAAGGUGAACGAUCCUCUCUUUUAAUAUGACGUCGAGGUGUCAUCUGCCGAAAAUCAAAUGUGCAGAUCUUCUUGGGCAGAUCCUCUUGUGCAGAUCUCUUCUGUGCCAAGGGAUUCAAUUGCCUGAAACCUGUAGCAUUCAAUCCAGGAAGGCAGAGACCUGUGCUACUGUUGGGGCAGCCACACUUCUGAAAUGGCAUAGAAGCUGAUCUCCUUUUCUUGUACCGUAAGUAGAUCUGAUCCCCACAUUUCUGGCUGUAUUCGAGCUAUGAAAAAGUAAUUUGAAAGUAACUGUGGGGAGCAGGCAGUUGUCUUAGGCUGGCAUUUUCAGGCUGGCCUAUGGCAUUAGGUACAUUGUCUCAGUGAACUUUAAAUAACUUGAAUUUGGUUUUGGAGACGCCAGCAUUUGUAGUUCUCUCUCCUAAGCAACAGCAAAGUACCACUUUGUAAAAACAUUUAUCAACUCAGAAGCCAACCUUUACAAUGGGAUUAUUUGCAUGUCCUCAGCUGGAGUAGUUUUACAACUCUGAAGAACAGUCCUCUGAGAGGAAAUCUAAAAGGUUUUGUCCCAUGCUCUUGCUGAUUCCUUUCCUUUUUUUCACCUCAGAAAUCAUGUGAAAUUUAUUCCCUGUUAUAAAUUUGCUGUUUGUAGAUAUUUAAAUCAGUGAAUCAUCUGUCUUCCUUCACAGAUGCCCUCAGAACAUGUCUAACUGGACCAGUCUGUGGUACAUCUGGUUAAUCUUGCUGCCUCUGUUCCUGCUUCUGCUCUGUGGGAUUACAGCGAGCUGCAUCAAAUUCUGCUGCCGAAAGAAGAGGCUUCCAGUGGAAACCUUCUCUAGGCACCCUUAUGAUUUAACAGUUAUUGCUAUUGACAGUGACAGCACUGCCCAUAGCACAGUGACCUCAUACAGCUCAUGGCAGUACCCUUUAAGUGCCCCUAUUCCUUCGGUAUUUGUGGAUAUGGAUAAGAACACUGUGUCCCUUCCAGCUUACAGUCUCUAUGCAAUGGAGUUGCCACCUUCUUACGAUGAAGCUGUCCUAAUGGGUAAACAACACAUUGAAGUACCACAGAUAAGCCAGAAAUGCAAUGACAUCCCUGGACAGGUGACAUCUGGUGAGAUGAAUCCCAUCCAGUAUUCACCUGAUACAAGCAACAGAUAUCCAGCAACACAGGCAAAUUCAGGAAAUUCAGAAGAUGCAACACAAGAACAGCUGCAGCUCUGUGACUCAUUUCAGAUGGGGAGUAAAGGAAGGGAAGGAGAGUAAAAGUUAAAGAAGACAUGAAGAGUUUGUUUUUCCAAGUAGGUUAUGAUGGAAAGAUGUUUCCUUUCAUGCCGUUGUAAUGAUCUGUCAGAUAGAAGAAAUGUUUUCUGUGACUGCUAUUAUCUCCUGGUAAAGCUUCUUCAAGGAUAUGAAAUGAAGUAAAAGGGCAGCAGUUUAAAAAUGCCUGUAAAAGUGGGACAUGAAUUGCUUGUUCACAUUCUGAUAAAAAUAAUAAAAAUAUUCUUUGUGUCCAGCA